UGCGAGGACAUAGAGACAUCGCUAUGUGACCUGAUGAUGAACAGGUUGCCAGAAAUGUGCGGUGAUCCGUGUCUUGCCAAAUUCUGUAAAAGAUCUUGCGGAUUAUGCCCAUUGAAAUGUUACACAUGCACAGAAGUGAAGGAUGUCACAAAUUGCACUACAUAUACAACCUGUUCUGAUGCUAAUGACUACUGCUUUACAGCACAGACAUUUACGGCACAUUUUACUGAGGCUUACAGACUUGGAUGCGGCAGUAGACAGACUUGUCUUCAGUAUUCUCCAAUAUCAGCAACGUUGAGAUCCAGUAUUGAAGCCGGGUGUUGUAAUACAGACAAAUGUAACAACAAACCACCGCCAUUACUUCAUAUAACUCCGCCACAGAAUUAUUCCUCUGUCAGGACGUUAUAA
Molecule: messenger RNA, 408 nt
Organism: Mytilus californianus (California mussel)
Lineage: Eukaryota; Metazoa; Mollusca; Bivalvia; Mytilida; Mytilidae
Exons: 5
Coding region: 34-408 (124 amino acids)
Source: RefSeq, a predicted model, not a curated record